Bacillus rossius redtenbacheri is the source of this 3346-nucleotide messenger RNA. RefSeq lists its product as uncharacterized. The transcript is spliced from 10 exons. Bases 103 to 1923 code for a protein of 606 amino acids. Gene Ontology annotation, molecular function: RNA helicase activity; ATP binding; RNA binding. Gene Ontology annotation, cellular component: ribonucleoprotein complex; nucleus; cytoplasm. The record is from RefSeq and is a predicted model, not a curated record. Lineage: Eukaryota; Metazoa; Arthropoda; Insecta; Phasmatodea; Bacillidae.
UGAGCUGUCAAAAUUCUGCAAGGUCUCUUUCGCCAUCUUGACUGCAUUGAGGUUUUGUAUCAUCUGUGUUCAGAUCCUCGUUUGCACAUCAGCUGUAAGGAAAUGGUGUUCCAAGGAGGCAGCGGGUUCCGAGGCAAUGACCGCAGGGGCGGAGCCGGCGGCGGUGCUGGCGGCGGUGGCUUCAGGGGCCGGCCGGGCUCCUCCGGGGGCCGGUUCGGCGGGGGCGACGACUGGCGAGGGGCCAACGGCAAGAGCCAGCCGGGGGGCAGCCUCAGCAAGCCCAACUGGGACAUGAGCAGCCUGCGGCCCAUCGCCAAAAACUUCUACGUCCCCCACUACAACGUCCUGAACAGGCAACCGAACAUCGUGGAGGACUACAGGAACAGCAGGGAGAUCACGGUGCGAGGCGACAACGCUCCGUCUCCGCUGCUGCAGUUCAACGAGACCAACUUCCCUGACUACCUGAUGGAGGAGAUCCGCAAGAACGGGUUCUCGGAGCCCACGUCGAUCCAGGCGCAGGGCUGGCCCAUCGCGCUGAGCGGCCGGGACAUGGUGGGCAUCGCCCAGACGGGCUCGGGCAAGACGCUGGCCUACAUGCUGCCCGCCACGGUGCACAUCAACCACCAGGAGAAGCUGUCCCGGGGCGACGGCCCCAUCGCGCUGGUGCUGGCGCCCACGCGUGAGCUGGCCCAGCAGAUACAGACGGUGGCGCGCGACUUCGGCUCGUCGUCCUUCAUCCGCAACACCUGCGUCUUCGGCGGCGCCCCCAAGGGCCCGCAGUGCCGCGACCUGGAGCGCGGCGUGGAGAUAGUGAUCGCCACGCCCGGCCGCCUCAUCGACAUGCUGGAGCGGGGCGUGACGAACCUGCGGCGCUGCACCUACCUGGUGCUGGAUGAGGCAGACCGCAUGCUCGACAUGGGCUUCGAACCCCAGAUUCGCAAGAUUCUGGAGCAGAUCAGGCCGGACCGGCAGACGCUGAUGUGGUCCGCGACGUGGCCCAAGGAGGUGCGCAACCUGGCAGAGGAGUUCCUCAACAACUACAUCCAGGUGAACAUCGGCUCGCUGCAGCUGUCGGCCAACCACAACAUCAUGCAGAUCGUCGACGUGUGCCAGGAGCACGAGAAGGAGAGCAAGUUGAAUACCUUGCUGCAUGAAAUCGGAAGCGAGCCGGGAGCUAAGACCAUUAUUUUCGUGGAGACAAAGAGGAAAGUGGAGGAUAUCACUCGCAGUAUUAGGAGGUUUGGGUACCCCGCUGUGUGCAUGCACGGGGACAAGUCCCAGCAAGAGAGAGACUACGUGCUACGAGAGUUCCGGAACGGCGUCAGCUCGAUCCUGGUGGCGACGGACGUGGCGGCGCGCGGACUAGAUGUGGAAGGAAUCAAGUUUGUGAUAAACUUUGACUACCCGAACUCGUCGGAGGACUACAUCCACCGCAUCGGGCGCACGGGCAGGAACCAGGCGUCGGGCACGUCCUACGCCUUCUUCACGCCGUCCAAUGGCAGGCAAGCACGCGACCUCGUGAACGUGCUGCAGGAGGCCAACCAGGCCGUCAGCCCCAAGCUGCAGGAGCUGGCCAAUCGCGGGGGCUUCGGCGGCAAGGGCAACGGCUGGGGCAACCGCUUCAACAGGGACGGAGGCUUCGGCGGCGGAGCGCGGCGCUGGGGCGGGGCGAGCGGUGGGGGUGGCAGCGGCGGGCGCGAGGGGGCGGGCAGGGACGGGGGCCGGAGCCGGCCGUCGCGCUUCUCGUCGGCCGCCGGCGACGACAUGAAGCUGGCCAGCACGCUGGUGCAGAACAUGUACAACCCCACGGCCGCCAGCAGCAGCCUGGUGCGGCAGUUCCUGCAGCAGCCGCCGCCCCCUCCCCCCGCCCAGCACAACUUCAGCGCGUACGGCUACGGCCAGAGCCAGGCCGUGCAGCAGUGAGGGCCGCGCCAGUAUUAUCUCGAGCACUGCUCCUUCGUUCCUCGACUGUUGCGCCGCGCCCGUGCCCGCGUCUGUGAUAGACUCGUUUCACUUGCAUUUCUCUGUUCGUGUUGUGUGUGCUGUUUUUAUUACAUGCUGAUGCGAGCAGAUUUCUUUUUUUAUUUGUGCAGAACUACUUUUCAAAUUGUAUGUAGAUUAAAUCCCAAUGCAAAAUUUAGAUUUUUAUUCAGGAUGUCCAGAUUAGCUUAAAACUUAAUCCACUUUUGUGGUAGUCUUAAUGGCUUUGCACAUUUUAUUUGAAUUUAAAGUUAAAAUUUUCCUAAUUUUGCUUUUCAUUCACCAUUACUGUUAACUAAGAAAGCUUACCAUCAUUUUACUGUUAUCAGCCAUUUGUUUUAGAAAUGAGUUGUUAACGUUUGAUCUGAGCGGCAGAGUUGAACAAAUUGAUGUUAAGACUUUACGUUUUGAGUUUUUCUAAAGUCAUUGUACUUUUAUUUUGUUAUUUUUUGUUUUUAAAGAAAAGCCAUUGUGUGGGUGUAUAUAAAGACUGUUGCAAAAAAUUUGGUACCAAAUACAAUCUUAUCUAUUUACUUUGUGUUUUUGAUUUUGGUGUAACCAAUUGCCCAUCUAACCAUGUUCACAUACCCAUUAAUAGUUUCAGACAUGCUAAUUAGGUAUUUUGGCUUGAAGCUGAACUCUUAGUGGAGAAUGUUGUCUUAUGUAUUCCUUUUAAUGGGCAAGAAAGGCAAGCUUGGUACACCCCCAUGUAAUAUUUGCUUUUUGAUUGUACCCUUUUGUUUACGAGGUUACCUUUGAAUUGGUAAAGUAAUAGCAGUUAACCUUUAUUCAUUUUAGUUCUGCACGUGGAAAAGUAGUCCCUGCACUACAGAUGUAGCUACAGCUGAUGCAGCCUUCUUUGCAUAUAGUAACUUAAAUGAAAUAUAACAGGAAAGUGUAAUUGCUUCAUGUGAACUGUUGGUUAACAAACAUUAUUUCUCUUGUGCAUUUGUUUGUGUGGCAUCGCGACCGUAGUCAAGCUGCUAAGGGGUUUGCAAUGUGUGUUGAAAGGUUGUCUAGGCUGGGGAACAGUGCUCUAUUUAAUCCUGUCAUUUUCAUUGUGUUAGUGACAUUUUAACAUCCGUAUGGGGUAAUAUCUGUGUUCCCAUAGAAUCACAGCUCAGUAUAAGUGAUGUAUAUGCACAUUAUCCUUAAGGAUUUUUGUUUUGAAUUUCAGCACUGCUUGGGAAUUCAAUAAUUUAAGUGGCAUUAUUUAUGUGACUAGGUUUGGUUUCUACAAAUAAGUUUGUUAUUAGUUUGCAUUCUGUUUUUUGUCUCAAGUCCGCAGGAGCUGUAGACGUGUUCUUGAUUGCCUGAAGAAUCACUUGUAACUUACAUUCUUUCAAAUAAACAAAUUGGUGUUUCA